GCGUCGCGCUGUCUCCUCCGCCUCCGCCUCGCGCGCCUCGCGCACCUCGCGCGCCUCGCGCUCGAUCCGUCGCCGCAAGCGGCGGCUCCGGCGGCAGCGCUCCGCUUCCAGCGGUUCAAGCGCUCGCAGCAAGCGCGCGGUGAAGCCGACGAAACAUAUCCGAGAGGUGCUCCUGGAGAGGAUCCUGGGAGACGUGGCACGGCUUCGAGAUGUCGAGAAGACCUACCAGAACCUCUCCACCCACGAAUGGUUAGAUCGGCAAUGCAUCGAAGUCUUUGAGGACCGGAGCCACCGGAUCCGAAGCCACGGGACCCCCAUCGUCAUCGAAUUCAGCCGGCACCAGCAGUACUCCUUGGUGCUGGGAUCCUUGCAGGACACCUCGAAGGUGGACUGCCUGGUCUUUCACUGGAAAGAUGCUCCAGGGCCUCUGGCCUGUAAGCUCUGUCUAGAUGCCAGGAAGGCCGGCAAGGAUCUGACAUCGAUGCUGGCACGGUUCCUGAAAGAGAAGUACCACGCCCAGUACGCCCCCGCCGAGACUCCCGAGGCCUGGGACGAGUUUCAUGGCCGGCGAGCAGAGAUCGAAGUGAGGUACAUUCGUCACUCGCAUGACGCGGUCCAUGAUACCUUCGGGCAUGGAGAGCAUCGCGGUGCCAGUGUCCGAGAGCUGGUGGAGAAGUUGAUCCAGGGGAAGGUGAGGACUCAGGACCUGACACCUUUUGUGGUCAUCAAAAUCGGCGACCAGGAGUUCUGGGCCGUCUUUGGCAAUCGCCGGCUGAAGGCGUUGAAAGAGUUCCAGGAGCACGAGGGAACCCACCGCAAGGUGAAGGCAAGAUGCCUAGUCUGGUCCAAGGAUGACGUUCCCGCAUCCCUGGCCUGUAAGCUGGCCAUGAGCGCCACGACCACGAAUGACGGCCAGUUUGCUGCCUACAAGGGCAAAGGCAGAGGCAAGGGCAAAGGCAAAAGCCGUGCUUGAGCGCGUCGACAGUUUGGCCGCUGCCGUGUUCCCGGGUGGGUGUCCAGGGGUUUGC
Molecule: messenger RNA, 1028 nt
Organism: Cladocopium goreaui
Lineage: Eukaryota; Dinophyceae; Suessiales; Symbiodiniaceae
Source: the annotation of a GenBank genome assembly